This is a messenger RNA of Prorocentrum cordatum, 790 nucleotides long. Lineage: Eukaryota; Dinophyceae; Prorocentrales; Prorocentraceae. The record is from the annotation of a GenBank genome assembly.
GGCGCGGCGGCGGCGGGCGCGGGAGCGGCGGCGGCCUCGGCGGCUUCGGGGGCGACGACCUCGACGACAUGCUGGGCAGCCUCGGGGGCCUCGGGGGGCUGGGGGGCGACGACGAGGACGACAUGGGCCUCUUCGGAGGCGGCGGGAAGGGGAAGUUCGGGGGCAGGGGCAAGGGCAAGAAAGACGGCAAGGAUGCGAAGGGCGGCAAGGACGGCAAGGAUGGCAUGCCGCGCGCGCCCGAUCCCAAGCAGGUCUUCGUGGGCAGCAUCGGCGACAUGUCCGACGAGGACGUCAGGUCCAUCUUUGCGCAAUGUGGCGAGAUUGUGCGUCUGAAGCUGCUCCUGGAGCCAAUGGCACUCCUAGGGGCUCCUGCUUUGUGACCUUCGACACCGAGGAGGAGGCUCAGCGGGCCCUGCAGCUGCACAGGAUGGACGUCGACGGCCGCAGGCUCAUCGUCAAGCCGGCGAACGGAGGAGGUGGCAAGGAUGCGGGCAAGGGCUCCGGCGGCAAAGAGCCCAAAGGCUUCGGCGGCAAGGAGCCCAAAGGUUUCGGCGGCAAGGAGCCCAGAGGUUUCGACGCUGGUGGAGCGCGGCCUUCGCGCGACAGAGGAGGAGGGGAGGAACGACAGCAGCGGCCGCAGCCUCGUGGGCCUCGGAUGGAGAUCGACGACCUGCUGGAGGAGGCCCUGGCAGAGGAGGACGGGCCCCUGGUGCCCGAGGACUUCGACAUGGCCUCCAGGCGCUUCCUCACGGCGCUGAUGAACGCGGACCGGGAAAACGGCACGAGGCGG